GCUCAUGGAUCUGAACCACGGAGUGGCAAACCGAACCCAAGGUGGUGGAAACGAUGACAAGAACAUUUCAACUUUUUGCAGUGCGAGUUUGAGACGUUGGAGCGAGCAACACGAUUUAGCGCUCACCCCACCACCGCUCAACCGAAUGUGAACACAUUUGAAAAGAGUUUGAAAGUGAAAACGUCGAGCGCCUGUUUACUCUGCCGCCCCUGCGGCUGUUUAUGGUUUCUACCUUCCUCCGAGACUCCCCUCAGCCUUGUGGGCCAGCAGCUGCAGAUGGAAGGUCAGCGGGCACUUGGUGUUAUUGUGUUGACAGCGCCGAGAAGGCACCGGGCGUUCCUCCGACUGAUAUGCGUGAUUCCGCUGUGCCGGCCAUGCCUAAAAGUGGAACAUUUCAAUGUCCGCUUCAUCGUUGCCAGAAAGCCACCGCUUGACACGAGUACUAAUUGUUUUUUUUCAUUGCUGUUAAACUGCCCGUUCGAAAGCACCCCUCCUGACAACAAAAGAUAAUUGUAGAGUAAUUGAGCGCCGCUCGAAAGAACAUCCUGUGCCGACGCCUUAUCACACUUGAAGCUUUUGAAUGAACUCGGCUCGCUUGACGUUUGUUUUUGCCGUAAACAUGAAACGAGCUUUUGGAUUGCGAUCAUUUCUCUUUACCCCGGCGUGCGUUUGCUUGGCUCCGGAAGGGGCUUCCUGUUCACAACCUUGUAAAUGCGCAUUGGAAAAAGUGCAACGCAACAAUGAAGAAUAAUUAUUGAUCGCACUCUUGACUUUGAUUGAAGAGAUCCGAAUGUUUAGCCUGAAAACAAGGAAUGAAUAAAAAGAUUUGUCACUUUGUUGAGUUCUUCACUCCUAUUUUUAUAUACUUCACGCCCCCCCCCCCCCGGCACACCUGCUAACCUCAUGAGUGCUCGGAGUCCAGACGCCGAGUCUCUGCAUCGAGAGGAGCCAAACGAGGUGGCUCGGGCAUCGUGUCACGAUGCCUGCCGGAGGCGUUCCGGGCACGUCCCACUGAGAGGAGGAAAAACCAGGACGUGCUGCAGAGACGCUCUCCCGGUUGGCCUGGGAAGGCCUCGGGACCCCACCGGGAUGAGUCGGAUGAAGCGGCUGGGGGAAAAGAGGCAAGUCUGGGCAUUCAGGUCUCAUACAUUUGAGAAUUUUUACGAUUAGAACACAGAUUCAUGUAUCGCUCGUAUUUGUUAUCUAUGUGUCGUAUGCGUGUGUGUGUCAUUUAUUUGUUCAUUUUUGUUUAUUUCGAGGUCAGGCUGAUACCAGAAGCAUUGAACGUCUCGGUCAUCACAGUGAAUGUCGCGCUGCCCCUGACCUUCCCCCGUCCCACCCGAGUCCAGCUGUUCCCACAAUUGAGAGUUUCCCAAGCCCCCCCCAGAGCACCCUGGCUCCGGACCCCCUUCUUGUCCCGCACUCCCCGUGGCCUUACUGCCCGCCCGCGUGCUCCUCUUGGCAGCCAAACAAGCAGGGAGGAUCAGUCCGACCGGGCGGCCGAGAUAAGGCCCGCACGAAGUUCCCCACAUUACCUCACUCGAUAAGGGAACGAGCGAGACGGCGCAAAAGGGGGGGCGGAUGGGGUCCCGCUUUUUUUUUUUUUUUUUUUUUUUUUGGAAUACUCUGGACGGAUGCUGACGCACUCGGAUAUCUGCUUGCAGACCGCAAGACGGAGCUGCAGAGAGACGGCGGGACCCGCUUGGGGAAACGCUCUGGACGGAUGCUGAUGCACUUCCCCGCUUUUCUUCGUGGACUUCUUCAUCGUUGAGGUCCUGGACGCAGGUGCCACCGCCAUUCCUGAAAAUUCUUGACCUCAGAUGAAUACAUGGCAAAACUCGUCUAAGUCCAUCAAUGUCAAACCCCGGGAAUCAACCGGUGUCCAGCCGCUGGGCGUAGACGCCAACUCUUGGCUUUUGGUGAAAGCUCAGGGCCAUCUGCGCCCAUCCGCUUCUUCCCCACAGCGCUCAUGGCGGCAAAUCCUUUGGAGAGUCUCAUAUCGGUCGCCGUGAGCCACCAACCGGCAGAACCUGAGACCCAGCGGGCCUCCGCCCGCAGAAGCCUGCCAUGCCUGCCAAAACGCAGGCAUGGCAGCAUCGGCAGCGACCAGGAGCUGCGUUGUCUGGUGCCAUCUGCUUGCCGGCCCAGAUCAAAAGCGAGGGCUCAAAAGCUCACCAUCGGCGCGCCACGCAGUCAUCACUCGCCAGAAAAUGCGGCACGGGAGAGGAGCCGUGUGCGCAGCUUGCGUCAGGCCUUCCACAGCCUGCAGGAUGCCCUGCCCUCGGUCCCUCGCGACACCAAGUUGUCCAAGCUGGAUGUUCUGGUUCUGGCGACCAACUACAUAGCCUACCUGACACAGAUCCUGGACCAGGGAAGAACUCUGAGCGAGUACACCUUGCCACCAAGACCGGGUGGUUACCUGCACCCAGUUAAGAAAUGGCCAAUGCGUUCCCUGCUCUACUGCGGCAGCGUAGGGGAGGUGCUCUCCGGAGUCCAAGCCAAUCAGACGCCUCCGUCUGGACCGGACGCAUACCGACUUGAGCGUCCCGCGGAAGGAGGCGAGGAGCGUUCGGAACAUACGGGACGGCCACUCAAAUGACCUCCGCCCCCUUUCAAGCGACUUUCCCGAACCUUGGCGGAAACCAUCAUCAGGUGCUCUCUUUCCAACAUAGGAAAAUGAAUUGUUGAGCUAUUGCAGACAUACGGUAAGUCUCGACCUUGAACGUGCUACUUUCCGACGACGGACUGUGAAAAUGGAUCCAAGCAUGCUUGGAUUGAUUUCAGUCAGGGUGUCGCCAUUGGUGACAAUCACUUCAGGAUCCAACGAGGCUCGUGUAUAGUUGCAACCCUCUCUUGAUCAACCCUCUUGGAGCUCUAUUUUC
Messenger RNA from Hippocampus comes (tiger tail seahorse), 2882 nucleotides. RefSeq names its product transcription factor 23 (gene tcf23). Gene Ontology annotation, biological process: regulation of transcription by RNA polymerase II; developmental process. Gene Ontology annotation, molecular function: RNA polymerase II transcription regulatory region sequence-specific DNA binding; protein dimerization activity; DNA-binding transcription factor activity, RNA polymerase II-specific. The transcript is spliced from 4 exons. NCBI's taxonomy places the organism in Eukaryota, Metazoa, Chordata, Actinopteri, Syngnathiformes, Syngnathidae. The coding region runs from base 1970 to 2599 and encodes 209 amino acids. The record is from RefSeq and is a predicted model, not a curated record.